CCCACAUGCAGUGCAGUCAGGCACAUACACACAUCCAUCUGCCUAUGUCACGUGUAGGGGAGGUAGACGGUUGCCGGGCUGCGGGAAGCCUCCCCUGUCGCCGCCGUGUGUCCACGCCGACAUUCGAGUUCCCUCUUGCGCCCCUGGCUGUGUGGGCCACAUGGACCCGGCUUCCUUUCGGUGCGUCGCCGGCCCCCUGUGGUGAGCAUAGAACGUGACGUUCUUGGCGGCCGUCUUGGGCACCACCCUCUCCGUCAUCGGUAUGGCCGAUGUGACGCGCUGCAGCUCCUCGGCGAAAAGGGCCGAGGAGGGAGGGGGAAAGCCUAAGGGGAGAGGAAGUGGCGGCCGCCGAGAGGGUUUCGGUGGGUGGUGUGUGGCAGGGGGUGGUUGUGCUGUGUGCUGGGUGGAGGGAGGGGAGGGUGGCACGACGAUCGGGGGUCGCGAGUCGAUGUCUAUAGAACACAGCGCGGUCGUCACCUUGGUUGGAUCUGCAGCAACCAAACCAGGGACGCACACAGGUCAGUCAGCUAUGUGAUGUCCUUCGUGCACAAACUGCACUGCCCCACACGCUUUGUUUCGCUUACCUUUCUCCGAGUCGAGUCUGUAUUUCUUUUCGAUCUUGUCGACUUGCUGCUGCAGCCGUUUCUUCUCGAGGCCGUGUGCUAUGGUGAGGUUCUGCCACAUGGUGCGGUGAUGGCGGUGCAGCGACUCCAGCUCAGCCGCCUCCUGCUGACACUCGGCCGCACGCAUGCUGCCUAUGCGGUCAUCGAGGGCUCGCUGCUCCCGCUGCUGCUGCUCAAGCAGCUGGUGCUUGCGACGCUCCACGGCCUCUAAAGACAGGAGGUGCGCUUUCUCGAGGCCGGCGGACUCGAUGCGCUCCACUCUCUUCUUGAGCUUGUGUGCUGCGGUGUGCUCGCCCAUCCGGCCCAACACCUCCAUCUGCUUCCUCAUCUUGAGUGUCAAAACCGUAGGACGGGCCUGCAUGGAGGCGGGGGGACGCAUUAGUUAGUGAGGGAUACACAUGGAUGAAGUCAUUGCAAUCCCGCAGAGACGCACCUUGUGUUUCUCUGCCGUCAGUUUGCGGUCGAGAUUGUGGUACUCGAUGGUCUGCCGCUCUCGGAGUGUCUCCUGGAGCCUCAGUAUUUGCGCCUCCAGCCCCGCCCACUCCACCUGCUGCCACCGGUCACGGAAUGCCGCCAUCUCGCUCUCCUGCUGAGUCAAUGCCUCCUUUCUCUCGCUGCAGCAACAAGGUGACAUACAGGAAAUGAUCCGCUCAUGGGGCUGUUGCAAUGGCUGCAUGUGUUUGCCCGGCUACCUACCGUUCGUGUCGUUCAUGCAUGUCCCUGGCUAGCUCCUCCUGAUGGAAGAGCCGCAGCUCCCGCAGCUUCAUCCUUGCCUCGAACGCUCUCUGGAAGUCGCCGCUGGCCUCACACAUGGCGCUCUCUUUUUUGAGGAUCUUGAUGAAGUCCUCGUGGAGCCGCUGCUCGGCCGGGGGCACGUGGGCCGCACGAACAGCCCCGAUGCCCAUCGGCCGAGGAACCAUGGCGGUCAGCAAGGGGAGAGAAGGG
Vitrella brassicaformis is the source of this 1568-nucleotide messenger RNA. NCBI's taxonomy places the organism in Eukaryota, Vitrellaceae. The record is from the annotation of a GenBank genome assembly.